Ectocarpus siliculosus is the source of this 2875-nucleotide messenger RNA. NCBI's taxonomy places the organism in Eukaryota, Phaeophyceae, Ectocarpales, Ectocarpaceae. The record is from the annotation of a GenBank genome assembly.
AUGGAGGACGUCAAGAGGGAAAUGUUUCCUCCGUUCAACAUCUACAUGUACAACGCGUGCAUCACGGCGCUAGCACGGUGCGGUCGCUGGAGGCAAGCACUGGCCAUUCUCGACCACAUGCGCUUUACUGCUAACGCUGCCGAGGCGGCCGCCGCCGCCGCCGCCGCCGCCGCCGCUACCGCCCUCAAAGCGGACCCAGCGGCCGGCAUCGACGGCGGUGCGGCUAUGUCGCCGCCGGCCCCGGCUGCCGUGCGGCCCGACGUCUUUAGUUAUAGCGCGGCAAUCACGGCUUGCGGCAACUGCGGUGAAUGGCGGCGGGCGCUGGCGCUUCUGCGCGUCAUGCGAGAGCAAGGGGUACCUCCGAACGUCGUGAGCUACAACGCCGCCGCCCACGCGUGCGUCGGCGAUCAAAGAAAACUUGGAGAGACUCGCAUUAACGGCAACAACGGUGUCGCCGAGCCACGAGGACAUGCUGCCGAGGAGGAGAAGGAGGGGGAGGAGGAGGAGGAGGAAGGCUGGGCUCUCGUCCUAGGGCUGAUGGAGGAGAUGCGCGCGGAGGGCGUAGCCCCGGACGUCUUCACUUUCACCACCGCCAUCACGGCCUGCGGAAAGGCGGGCCAAUGGGAGCGGGCGCUGGACCUGCUUGAGGAAAUGGGUGGCGGGGGUGACAACGACGACGGGCUCCGGCGGCGGCGCACCGGCGUCCUGAUCGCCCCCGACGUGGCUUCGAUCAACGCGGCGAUCUCGGCGUGCGCUCGCGCGGGCCAGUGGGAGAGCGCGCUCGGUCUCUUGGGCAGGAUGGCGGCGCGGGCGGGGGGAGGGCUUGUUAGCUCCUCGGCCGGCGGUGUCAGUAGCGACGACGAUGAUGAUGCAAAGCAGGGGGACGCGGCCGCGAGCUCUGCCGCGUUCUUGUCGGCGACGGCGGCGGCACCGGACUUAAGAGGUAGCAGUGGUCGUGAUAGUAGCAGGGACACUAGGGAGGGGGUCGGAAGAACGUCGGCGGCAGGCGCUCCCGGAGGAACGGGGGGGGGGGCUGCCUGGCCUGCCGCGGACGCGGUGAGCUUCAACUCCGCCAUGGAGGCGUGCGCGAUCGCCGGGCGGUGGCAGGAAGGGACCGCGCUCCUGCCCCGGAUGCUGGAGGUGGGCGUACGGCCGGACGUGUGCAGCUACGGCGGCCACCUCGCCUGCCUCCGCGCUGGCGGGCAGUGGCAGCGCGCGGUGGAGGUCUUAGACGAGAUGACGAAAGCGGCGGCGAAAGCGGGCACGGGCAUCGGCGGUAGCGGGGAAGAAGAAGCAGCUGGCGUAAGCCCCGACCUUGGGUGCUACGCCGCGGUCAUAUCCACCCUCGGCGAGGCGGGGAGGUGGAAGCAGGCGCUCGACCUUCUCCGGUUUCUGCAGAGGAAGGGGUCCUCGGCGGCGACGUGGGGCGAGGAGCCAGCGGCGCGGGAGGAGCCAGCGGCAGCCUGGGACGCGUUGGCGGCCGAGGCAAGAGGCGGGGGCGCCGCGAUCUCGUCCUCUCCCGCCGCGGGUCCGAACCUCGUGUGCUACAACGCCGCCCUCACGGCCUGCGCGAGGGCCAAGGAGGGUUCCACCGCGCUUGACCUCCUGGAGGAGAUGGAAGGGAGGGGCGUCUUCGACACCGAGAGCUUCAACUGCGCCAUGCUCGCGUGCAGGGGGAAGGGGCAGUGGCACAAGGCCACCGCGAUCCUGAACCGCAUGGUGAGCGGCGACGCCGUACGGCUCGGGGAGGGCUCCGGGGGCACCGCCGGGGGCGCCGCCGCCGGGGAGGGCGGGUGGGGGGCGAGACUACGCACCACGGUGCCCCGGCCGGACGCGUACUCAUUCGCCUCGGCGAUCACGGCGUGCGGCGACGUGGGUCGGGCGGACGUCGCGCUGGAGUUGCUGCGGAAGAUGAAGUCGGCCGGCGCCGAGCCGAACGUGGUCGUCUUCAACGCGGUCAUCCGCGCCGUCUCUCGAGGCAUAACGGGCCCGGCAUUUGGCGCUACUCCGGAACGGGCGGGCGUGACCGCUGCCUGGGAGGAGGGGUCGGCGGCUGGGGAUGGGUACGCGGCGGCGGGAAGAGGUGAAGGCGGAGAGAAAGCGGGCCGCGACUCGUGGAGACGAGCGUAUUUUCUGUUGGUCGAGAUGCGAGAGGCCGGGCUCACGCCCGAGGUGAAGACCUACAACACUGUCCUCGCCGUCUGCCAGCGGGCGGAGGCUUGGGAAGGCGCCCUGGAGGUCCUGGCGGAGAUGAAGAGCGGCACGGCCAAGAGGCCUGCGAGAUCAGGCCCGCGCGACCGGGACGCCUCCGCCCACGGCGCCGCCGUGAGCACGUGGAUAGAAGAGCCGGCCCCUCCACCCGACCUCGUGAGCUUCAACACGGCCAUGGGCGCGUGCGGGAAAGCCGGCCAGUGGGAGAAGGCCUUGAGCCUGCUGGAGGAGAUUGCCGAUUCCGGCUUCGCUCCCAACGCGAUCAGCUACAACACGGCGGCGGCGGCGUGCGCUCGCGCGGAGGAGUGGGAUCGCGCGCAAGAGGUUGUCGAGCGCGGGCGGGAAGCGGGGGUUAUUGCUGCCGCCGGAGGCGUCGGUCGACACGGAGAGAUUGACCAAGACCGGGAAGUGCCCGUGGAGAGAGACGAUGGUGUUGCGUCCGUUGACAUGAGCGGGUUUUACGCAACGAUUGAGGAGAUGCUUCGCCGGCAGAAACGCGGCAGACAUCGAAGCCGCCAGGGUGGCAUUGCUGGAUACGGUUCGGGGGAUGCACGGAGAGACGGUGAAAGAGGCAGCAGCGCCAGCAGCGGUGGCAAUGCCACCGGUGGUAGAAGCUGAGCUUGUCGGGUGCGGGCUUCACCCUGUGUCGAACAACAACCCGUAA